AUGGCCGACCAGUGGAACACAGCAAAGGACAUGCUAGUCCUCCUCGCCGUUGUCCGUAUUUCAGAGAUCGACGUCAACCUCGAUGUCGCCGAGAGAAUCGUAGCCGGAUGGCCGGCCGCAAUGGGCGAAGUCCCUGCCGAUGCCGAGGGGAUCCUGCGCCGCUUCAAUGGAAUCUGGCAGAAGACCGUUAGCAGUGUUACUCCUUCGACUCCUGCUACCCUUCCCACUCCUGCUACCGUCAAGAAGGAAUUAGACGGCUCUUGCUCCGCCGAACCCAUCGUCAUUGACGACGACGACGACGACGACGAAGAUGAGGCUGACACUCAGACCCGUCCCAGUCCUACCUGUGAUUCGUUCCCUCUGCCUUGCAAGCCCGGAGCUCAGACCGCUGUCUGUACCACUCCCCGCAAGGCCAACAAACCUGCUAGCGAUAACAAAGACGAGACCGAGACCCCCGAAACCCCCGAUACACCCGUUCUCUCUCGUCCUCUUCCUCGCACGUUCAGAGUUCCUCCAGGUCUCGAUCUCGUCACUCCUCGCAGUAGCAACAAGAAGUCGGCCACUACACCCAAGAGAGUCAAGGUGGUUGUCAGCUUUGGAAAGGACGAUGGCGAGAAGGCACCCACCAACAGCGGUCCCAAUUCAAGCCAGCUUCGUCCUAACGCUACCCGAAAGCACGAUACUGUUCUCCCAACCCCCGAGAGCGUUGAGAAACACACUACCAGCGAGACCAGCGGAACCCGCAUGCCUCGCAACAAGAAGAUCAAGACUCUCCGCAUCUCUACCACUCGCAAGGCCCUAGAUUCACACGACGAACCCAAAGAAGACGAAUCGAGCUUCGAAACCCCAGCCACUCUCGCCACAACCCGCAAGCGCCGCCAUGGCCUUGACUACACGGCAUCACCUACCGAUUACUGCUAUGACAACGCUGACGACGAUGACUACGAAUUCGAGGAUGUCGAGGGCGACGACAGACUGGAAGCCAUAUUCGAAUCAUCUUGCCCUGUCGUCACUCCCUCGAAACCUCCCAAGAAGGGAUGAAGUGUUGGGUUUCUUGCUGCGUCUUGAGAUGGACUUGUAAAAAGAUUGUUUCUUUUGCAGACUGAAUAUUGCAGGCAGGAGGAAGAGGCGAUUGUUUAACACACCAGAAAGAGAUGAACAAAUGAUGAACAUGCACAGGAGAGGGAGCG
This is a messenger RNA of Aureobasidium pullulans EXF-150, 1190 nucleotides long. RefSeq lists its product as uncharacterized. Bases 1 to 1041 code for a protein of 346 amino acids. NCBI's taxonomy places the organism in Eukaryota, Fungi, Ascomycota, Dothideomycetes, Dothideales, Saccotheciaceae. The transcript has 4 exons. The record is from RefSeq and is a predicted model, not a curated record.